ACAAAACAUUAAACACGUCAACACUACAUAGAAUAGAAGAAUACAACACGUAUAGCUGCAACCAAUAAAAGACUCCAUCCAUUGUAGAUUGUUCCUCAAAACCAAACAACGAUUCUUCUUCUUCCACCACCACCAUCCAACUAUGUGAUUAACAACACUCACAUAUACACCCAGUUUCUUCAUAAUUGCCAUGGUUCCUUGGAGACCCAUAUUCCUCGUUAUCCUCAUCACUGGUCUCCUUUGUUUCGUGAUUCGUUUGAUCCUAUUCAAAACUGGAUUGUUCCACACCGUGAACAAACUUCACAGAACGUUCCAAGAUUGGUUCCACGUGUACCAGUUCCUCAAGGUUCCUGAAUUCAACGAAAGCAUGCAGCGAAACCACCUUCAUCGUAAGGUUUCUCUCUAUUUGCAUUCUCUUCCUUCGAUUGAAGACUCUGAUUUCACCAACCUCAUCACCGGGAACACCCAAAACGACAUCGUUUUAUGCCUCGACCAGAAUCAAACCAUAGAGGACCAAUUUCUCGGUGCCACGAUUUUCUGGUUCAACCAGAAAACUGAACCGGACCGGACCGGAGGGUUUGUGUUGAAAAUCAGAAAGGCUGAUAAACGCCGCAUCCUCCGCCCUUAUCUCAGCCACAUCAACGCCGUCGCCGACGAGAUUGACAGCCAAGGGAAACGCGAUUUGCGCGUGUUCGUCAACGGCGGCGGCGGAACGCGGUGGAGAUCGGUCCCGUUCAAUCAUCCGGCGACGUUUGAAACCAUGUCGAUGGAGGAAGAUCUCAAGGAGAAAAUCAAAUCGGAUCUGGAAUCGUUUCUGAAAGGGAAGCAAUACUACCGGAGACUCGGCCGCGCGUGGAAACGGAGCUUCCUGCUGUAUGGCCCUUCCGGCACCGGGAAAUCGAGCUUUGUUGCGGCGAUGGCGAAUUUCAUGUGUUACGAUGUGUACGACGUGGAUCUCUCCAAGGUUCGCGGCGAUUCGGAUCUGAAAGUGCUCCUUCUCGAAACGACGGCGAAGUCGAUCAUCGUCGUGGAGGAUCUCGACCGGUUUCUGACGGUGGGAUCGGAACCAGCGGCGGUGACGGCGUCGGGGAUUCAGAAUUUCAUGGACGGGAUUCUGAGCUCGUGCUGCGGUGAAGAAAGAGUGAUGGUUUUCACGAUGAAUAGCAAAGAUGGUAUCGACCCGAAUUUGCUACGUCCGGGUCGGGUCGACGUGCAUAUCCAUUUCCCGGUUUGCGAUUUCUCGGCGUUCAAGACGCUAGCGAGUAGCUACCUAGGGGUGAAGGAGCACAAGCUGUUUCCUCAGGUGGAGGAGAUUUUCCGGCAAGGAGCGAGUUUGAGUCCGGCGGAGAUCAGUGAGUUGAUGAUCGCGAAUCGGAACUCGCCGAGUCGGGCUAUAAAAUCGGUAAUCGGGGCGCUGCAAACGGACGGUGAUGGGAGGGGGUGUGGGGAUGUGAUCGGACGGCAGGGAGGGGAUGAUGAUGAAGCGGUGCCUGAAGGGUUGUUGUGUGGUGGUGAGGGGUUCUCUGCGGUUAAGGAUUUGCGGAAGUUGUACGGUUUGUUUAGAUUAAGGAACUCUAGGAAAUCUCGCUCGUCUAGUAAUAACUUGGUCCAUGAAAGAUGAUGAUGAUGAUGAUAUGUCAAUGUUGUUGGUUUUGAAACUUUUUGGCAGGUUUAGGGAGGGUUUUUGUUUUGUUCAUAAACAAACAAAUUAGAUAUUGCAUUUAUUUAUUGGUUGGAUUGGAUACCUCCAUGUAAUGUUGUUCAUAUUGGUACUUUAGGAGUGAUUUGUUUGGGAUGUUUUUAGGGGUGGAUGUAAAAAUGUUAGAAUUUGAAAGAUGAUUGAUAUAGGAAAAGUAUUGGCAAACAAAGACUUAUCAUGUAUAUAGUUUUUUUGGGAACAAAAACCACCAAGUAUAUUAUAUUGUUUCCCCCAUUUUCAUGGAUGGGGAAGUCAAUUGAAUCUCAUGGCAUGUAACAUUGAA
This is a messenger RNA of Lotus japonicus, 1982 nucleotides long. RefSeq names its product AAA-ATPase At2g46620. Lineage: Eukaryota; Viridiplantae; Streptophyta; Magnoliopsida; Fabales; Fabaceae. The transcript has a single exon. The coding region runs from base 191 to 1621 and encodes 476 amino acids. The record is from RefSeq and is a predicted model, not a curated record. Gene Ontology annotation, molecular function: ATP hydrolysis activity; ATP binding.